Messenger RNA from Monodelphis domestica (gray short-tailed opossum), 5678 nucleotides. RefSeq names its product polypeptide N-acetylgalactosaminyltransferase like 6 (gene GALNTL6). Gene Ontology annotation, biological process: protein O-linked glycosylation. Gene Ontology annotation, cellular component: Golgi apparatus. The record is from RefSeq and is a predicted model, not a curated record. Gene Ontology annotation, molecular function: polypeptide N-acetylgalactosaminyltransferase activity. Lineage: Eukaryota; Metazoa; Chordata; Mammalia; Didelphimorphia; Didelphidae.
AGGCUGAGGAGUCCUCCCAAGUGCCACCUCCCAGGGUUAUUUGCAGAAUCUCUGUCUCUACUUGAGCCAUUUCUCCCGCCUCCAUACAUACCUGUUUUCGAAGGCUCUGAAGGCUCUAGGAACCUGGUGCCUCUUCCAAGAUGUUUUCCUACUCCUUGUUUUCUGUCGAUGCUGCUUUUCUGCUGCUGCUGUUGCUGCUGCUGCUCCAGCACUCUCUACCACCACCACCACCUUCAGCUGCUCUCCGGCUAGGCUCCUAGAUCUCUACGCUGGCUCUCUGCUGUCACCAUGGCCCAGCCUUGGAAGAAGAGAAUGAAGACAAAUGCAGCUUCCCUGCCUGGCUUCCUCUGGCCCAGGGUCUUAUUAUCCACGAGGUGACCAGAGUGGAUGUUUUUAAUCCUGCAGCCGCAGGAGUAACCUAAGUGAGCCCGUGACUGCGAAUCCACGGACAUAUCCGGGGACAAGUGAUGAGAAUCUCCGAAGACUCCUUCUGCACCGUCCUAGCUUCCUUUUCUUCUUCCUCUUCUGGAUUUGUUUAUAUAGCAUCCUAACUGGGAGGGAUUUCCCAUCCCCCUUCCCUUUUCUCAUUUCACCUCCGCCUCCCACCCACCCCCCCUUCCCCCACCAGGGCUUAGAGCUUUUGCACGUGUUAGACACCCUCUGACAUCUCAGCUGAAAAGAGGCAUCAGGGAGAGAGGGAAAGAGGAGGUUGGGGAGAAGAGGGCAACAUAUCUUCCUUUCUCUCUAGCAUCUUCCAAGUCUUCCUUCCACGUUAGAAGAGUUCCUUUUUACCCUUUCUGCAUUUUAAAGGGGGAGGAGAGAGUCAGAGUUUCGGGGGACAAGGGAAGAGGUGAGGUGUAAUGAAAGGUCCUUGCCGCUGCUGCUCCAGCUGCUGCUGCUCCUGCUGCUGCUGCUACCGCGCUCAGUAUGUUUCUCUAUGUUUGAUAGUUUCCAGAGAAGCAUGGUAACAUGAAUAGUCACUGAGGGUGAAAGCCAAGCUGGAGAAAGGGAGGACGAGAUUGAUCUGCGCAGCCUUUACUUUGGGAACAAUAACAUUGGGAGGAGGAGGAAGAGGAGGAGGAGGAGGUGGACUUGGAGAGGAGGGUAAGUCGCCCCAUUGAUUCGCUGGCUGGAUUCCGCGAUGACAUCUGUAGCCUCCCUUCCACUUUCUCUCACGAUUUCCUGGUGCCGCUGAGAGCAAGUAUCGGGGCGCCCAGUAGGCGGAGAGGGAGAGAAGGAGGCAGUCCUGUGAGUUGACACUGCCAGGGAAUCCAGGAGUUCACAGACUUCCUCCCCAGACUGGCUUUCGGCUUCCUAUCACCAGAUCCCUUUCAAAUGCCUGGGCUUCAGUCAGCAGUCCCAGAUUCAGGCAGACCCUGCUAAGAGGGGCGGGAGGAGGGUAGGAGGGGAGUCUGAGUGGAUCUCAGGUCAGUCAUUCCCUCUGCUGCUCAAGAAGAGAGAAGAUGGGCAACUCAUCUUCUAGUUGGAGAAGCUUUCGUGCAUGCCCCUCCUUACUAAACUAAUCUGGGCAGUAAGCUUUGGGAUAGCACUGCUUGUCCAGCACAUCUCCCUCACACCCCCUUUACCCACCCUACUCUAAGACAAAAACAGAAACUCCCUUCUUUCCAGGAAAGUAUUUUGGCGAGCAAUUGAUUUCUCCAUAAUUUCUGAUUAGCCUACCAACUGAUCAUAUUUACUCCAUCGUUUUGUAUUAAUGGAGAUCGAUACACUUCAAUGAUUUCCUCAGUAAAGUCAUUCAUUUCUGAGCCAAUAGAUAAUUCACUCGUCAUAGUUUUUUGUUUUUGUUUUUUUGUUGUUUGGGUUUUUUUGUUGUUGUUGUUUUUUUCUCCUGAGGGGGGGAAAAGUGACUGUGCGUUUGUUCUGCAGAUUGCCAGCUCCCUCUGAGGGGUGUGUAUUGGUGCUGAGCCUGCAACAAAAGUUUCUAGCCACUCGUCUCAGUCUUGGGGGUUAAUCGCAGAGGAGAAGAAAGGACAUUGGCUUGGCUCACCGGGAACCGCCAGGGAUCCUGCACUUUCCUCCAGCCUUCCAUACUGGCGUUUUUGUCAUUUGCCAUGAAGAGGAAACAGAAACGAUUUCUGCAAAUGACUUUAUUGUUUAUGGUUGCUUUAAUUUUCCUGCCCAAUAUUGGUCUCUGGUCUCUGUAUAAGGAUAAGCAUCUGAUGAAAUCCACGGAACCUGGAGAGCAGCAGACAUUUCCACUGGGCCUAGGAGAUGGGCAGCUCUAUACCUGGACAGAUGGUUUGAAAAGAAAGGAUUGGCAUGAUUAUGGAAGCAUUCACAAGGAUGCUCUGCGUUCAGGCAAAGGUGAACAUGGGAAACCUUAUCCUCUCACUGAAGAAGACCGUGAUGAUUCAGCUUACAGGGAGAAUGGAUUCAAUAUUUUUGUGAGCAACAACAUUGCUUUGGAGAGGUCACUGCCAGAUAUUCGCCAUGCCAACUGUAAACACAAGAUGUACCUGGAGAAGCUGCCAAACACUAGCAUCAUUAUUCCUUUUCAUAAUGAAGGUUGGACUUCUCUUCUGCGCACUAUACACAGUAUAAUUAACAGGACUCCAGACAGUCUGAUUGCUGAAAUCAUUCUAGUGGACGACUUCAGUGAUAGAGAGCACCUGAAAGAUAAAUUAGAAGAAUACAUGGCCCGGUUUUCCAAAGUUAGAAUUGUUCGAACCAAGAAACGAGAAGGACUCAUCCGAACCCGACUCUUGGGUGCAUCUAUGGCAAAAGGAGAAGUCUUAACCUUCCUGGAUUCUCACUGUGAGGUCAAUGUGAACUGGCUGCCUCCUUUGCUCAACCAAAUUGCCCUAAAUCGCAAAACCAUUGUGUGCCCCAUGAUCGAUGUCAUUGACCACAAUCACUUUGGGUAUGAAGCCCAGGCAGGGGAUGCCAUGAGAGGAGCCUUCGACUGGGAAAUGUACUACAAAAGAAUCCCCAUCCCUCCGGAGCUCCAGAGGGCAGAUCCCAGCGACCCUUUUGAGUCUCCUGUGAUGGCUGGAGGGCUCUUUGCUGUUGACCGAAGGUGGUUUUGGGAAUUGGGUGGCUAUGAUCCAGGCUUAGAAAUCUGGGGAGGAGAACAGUAUGAAAUAUCUUUCAAGGUUUGGAUGUGUGGAGGAGGAAUGUUUGACGUUCCAUGUUCUAGAGUUGGUCAUAUCUACAGGAAGUACGUCCCUUAUAAAGUUCCAUCUGGGACCAGCUUGGCAAGAAACCUAAAGCGAGUGGCAGAGACCUGGAUGGAUGAAUUUGCCGAGUACAUUUACCAGCGGCGACCUGAGUACAGACACCUUUCCACUGGCGACAUCUCUGCCCAGAAGGAACUCCGGAAGCAUCUCAAGUGCAAGGACUUCAAGUGGUUCAUGGCAGCUGUCGCCUGGGAUGUCCCCAAGUACUACCCCCCAGUGGAGCCCCCACCAGCUGCCUGGGGGGAGAUUCGAAAUGUAGCUGCCAACCUCUGUGUAGACAGCAAACAUGGUGCCACGGGGACUGAACUGAGGCUGGACAUCUGUGUAAAGGACGGCUCUGAAAGGACAUGGUCCCACGAACAGCUCUUCACCUUUGGCUGGCGGGAAGAUGUGCGACCUGGAGAACCGCUCCACACCCGAAAGUUUUGUUUUGAUGCCAUUUCCCACAGUAGCCCUGUCACCCUCUACGACUGUCAUGGCAUGAAGGGGAACCAGCACUGGGGCUAUCGGAAGGACAAAACUUUAUUCCAUCCAGUGAGCAACAGCUGCAUUGAUUGCAACCCAUCAGAGAAGAAGAUUUUCAUGAACAGAUGUGACCCUCUCUCGGAGACUCAGCAGUGGAUUUUUGAACACAUUAACAUGACUAUUUUAGAAAAAGUGAACAGCAACUUCAGCUCCUAGAAAGAAAGGAGGACGAAGGGGACAAUGAUAUGCAGAUUGCAAAUGAAAUUUCGGCCAGUGGCAUCUGGGUCGAAGGAGUCAGGAAUUAAAUUUCCUAGAUCCAGGAAGCCUGGUUAAAGGAUUAAGGAGAUGCCAUGGCAGAGCCCAGUAAGCUGCCACCAUGGACUUCCUGCAUCUGAACGACUUGGCUGAGAACCUCACCAGCUGCUUCGGAGAACUACAGACUGGCAUUUCCCUUGCUGGUCAAGGGCAAACUUUAUUUAAGGACUUUUCAAAACAACUUCUGAGUUAAUAAAGUGAAACAAAAUCCUAGCAUUUCUCAGGUCAAAUCCUGCAGUAGUGAGUAGCUAUGAAUGGAUGCUAUUAAUUGGGGGAGGGAUAGGGGAGGUAGGGGGGAAAAAAAUGAGUGCAUGACUGCUAUGGAAAACCGGAAGCUAUCACAGGUUUAGAACUAGCCCCACUUCAGGGAUCAUAGGCUAUCCCCACGAGUGGACAAACUAUACUUUUGGUGCCAUUCUCUUAAUAAAAAAUGGGUUAAACAGGUUUAACCCUUAGACUGCUGCAGCUGACUUUAGAGUACUCUUAUCUCUGUCACUAAAAUGGCAAGGGGGGGGGGCAGGGUUCAAGGACUUAGAAUUUGGACUUUUUUCAUGGCCGGGCUUCCAGGAGUUGUCAUUCCAUUGGUGUGCAUACUCCAACUACCCAACACAGCUCAACACUUCCAUGUAACUGAAUGGAAGGUGAAAAGUAGAGUAGCUAUGGCCAAAAAAUUGGUCACCCUCAAGCCAACUUGACGAUAAGCCUCUUCCAAGCUUAGCUGGACUGACAGUCCACAUCGUAUUCAUUGUUGAAGUAAUGAAAUUCAUUUUAGAGUAUCCUGGGAUCUUCGAUCUAAAGUCAGAAGGAACCUCCAAAGUCAUCUAGACUGACUCCUUCAUUUUAGUUUUACUUUUUGAAACUGGAUGUCUCACCCUGACUCAAAGUGCAUGGGUCCAAUCCCAAUAAUGCUUGGUAGGGAAGCUUUUAUUUUUGUAGCCUGGCAACCUCCACUCCCACGCGCCCGCCAUAUUGGUGCCAGAUUCAAUGUGGACAUCUGACUGGCUUUAGGUCUUCUACUGCUAAGAACUCCCAAACUCCUCAGUAUUAAGAACUGGAGGUACGUGAUAACAUACCCAGCCCAUUUAUUUUACAAUUGCAGAAAUGAGAUCCAUUUUCUUAACUUUUUUUUUUACCUUUAGAGCAGUGGAAUCUGUUGUGAAGUUGUAUACCACUUAAAUCAGCUAACUUUCAAAUUCACCAUCUAGUACAAGGCCAGUGAUAAAACAACACCAACUUACUCCAGAGAGAAAUAUGUCACAGGAGAUGUAAAACAAUAUGGCACUUUGGAGAGGGAUUUCCUCAGGAAGUCUAUAUUUACCUCUCCAUUCUCUUUAGAGACUUGAAUCGUUUGAUUCUUAUUCAAUCAUAACGUUUACUAAGGCAGGAAAUGGAGUAAGGCUGAUAUGGUAUAAUUUCUUUCUUAUCCAUGAGGAGAUACUUUAACCAGAAUAAGGGCUGGCUCUCCGUCAUUAACUGAAAUGACGGGUUCCCAGCAGUUCGGUUUGCACAAUACUAGGAGCUUACAAGAAGGCUUGUUUUAUUUGUAUUUGUUACAUUUGGAACCACGUAGUGGAAAUUUCUAUUAAUACCAGAGUUCUGACACUACCUUCUGCUAUUGGCAUAGUAUUUCAAGGGAGAGGUCAUUUUUGUUGGCACUAGGGAAAAACAAACAUUAAAGUACCUUUUCAUGUGACAGAAUUG